Hyaloperonospora brassicae is the source of this 1326-nucleotide messenger RNA. Lineage: Eukaryota; Oomycota; Peronosporomycetes; Peronosporales; Peronosporaceae. The record is from the annotation of a GenBank genome assembly.
AUGGACGUGGCGCUCAAACGCAUUGCCGACGCCGUGCGGCGCACCUGCGGCGGUGUCGUGUCCAGCGCGAUUGAAACGCGUGCUGUGCCGGGCAUGGGCGUAGGAGUUGUUGCGCGCGAGCACAUUCCAAAGGACACGCUGGUGUUCCAGGCUGGACGCGACGCCUGGUACCCCUUUUCAGCAGACUGUGCACUGGACACUGCGCAGCAGAGAGCGCCUGGAUUUGUGCAGCAGUGGGAAGCACUGCUCGCGUCGAACCGGACGCUACGCAAUGGACCUUCGGUUGUUCCCAACGCGCUGGUCAUGGCGGUGCACUUGCUGGUGAAUUUCACUUACGCGGAGAGAGACUCCGAUGCAGCGCUCGUGGCUACGACUGUCGAUACGCUGCCGCUGGAAGAGCUGUAUGUCAAUGCACUGCCUCGAGUAGUGGACUUGCCGUUGUUUUGGAGGCAGCGGCAGCUGGAGGAGCUACAAGGGUGCGAGGAGGCGCGUCGAGCAAUGCAGCACGGAGUGCACUUUUACUCGCAGAUUCAUCGGCAUCUUUUUGGCAGCCAUAACCAGUUUGUGAAGAUGGAAGCGUUCUUCUGGGCCAUUUCCAUCCUGAUGUCGCGCGCGACGUCCGGCCAGGAUCAGCCAUUCACGCUCAUUCCGUUCUUUGACUGGUUCAAUCACGCGAACAACGGCGGUGAGUGCAUCCAGGCGUUUGAUCCCCAGAAGGGCUUUACAGUGCAUACCACAAAAGCUUACGAGCGAGGCGAGCAGCUUUUCAUUAGCUACGGCAAUCACGGUAAUCUUCGGCUGCUGCGCAAUUACGGCUUCACAAUUGCUGCAAACCCGUUCGACGUUGUCGACCUUCCGAUGCCGGACUCGUUGCAGCAGCUGAAUCCAGCCGACCCAGCUUUCGCUCAGAAACGAGAGUCGCUGCUAUCAUCUGCAGCUGGCACUCAAACUGAUGGAUUUGCGUUGAAACGCGUGAGGUUUCAGCACGAUGGAAGUCUCGAUCCGAGUGCAAAGUUGUGGCUGGCCAUCCUGCUUGCAACGCCGGAAGAACUGAAUGAGAUUGUCAGACACGCAGUUGUGCAGAGGACACCAGGAGAUGCAAUGGCCCCAUUGCUGUUACUUCCGCCCACGUUGACACGCAAGGUCGAUGCUGUAGUCCAUAAGCUGGUGACACGUAGACUCGAGCAGCAUUCUUCUUCACUCAAGGAAGAUGAAACGUUUCUCCGAGCGAAUGAUCAGCGCAUGGCGGCGUGGCUGCGGUCGUGCCUGCACGUUCGUAUGAGUGAAAAACAGACGCUGAUGCGCGCAGCAUCCAAACACGCCUAA